AUGAAAUUAAAGAUGAAAAUGAAUUUGACUGAUAAAUCAUGCCUGUAUUUUAUUUUCCCUACGAGGAUAGCGAAGUUUGCCGACGUUGCAUUACCACAACCAUUGCUUUUUAAAACAAAUUAUACUUUAGUCGCAGCUCUUCUAAAUUUUGGAGGCUUAUGAUAUUGAUAGGGUUCUCAUAUUCACUUCCGAAAGCAUCUCCCUCUUUCUUGUUUUUCUUUUCUUUUUUUUUUUAUUUUCAUUUUAUUCAUACUUUAAUAAAGGAAAAUCGAAUCGCAUACUUUCUUCUCUAUAUUUAUCUUCUUCUUCAUCAUCUUCUUAUUACUUACUUUGUAGAACAAAAAAACCCUAGAUUUGUUGUUCAGGCUCAGGACCGUACAACAGAAGAGCUCAGUGAAGAUAGAGAUCGGGAGAGGAGAGCAUCAUGAAUACCGGCCCUUGGAAAGAUACAAACGACGACGUUUCAGGUCAGACUAGGACAAGACAUGAAGAAGCCGUCGUAGCCGUAGCCACUACGAAGCGGCCAGCUUCGAUUUCUUCUUCUUCUUCUUCGUCGUGGAUGAAGUCAAAGGACCCAAGGAUUGUUAGGGUUUCACGUGCCUUUGGAGGCAAAGACCGUCACAGCAAAGUGUGUACGUUGCGUGGUUUACGUGACAGACGCGUGAGAUUAUCAGUCCCCACGGCUAUCCAGCUCUAUGAUCUUCAAGAACGCCUCGGCCUUGACCAGCCUAGCAAAGCCGUUGACUGGUUGCUCAACGCAGCCAAAGAGGAGAUCGAUGAGCUUCCUCCGUUGCCCGUCUCACCGGAAACUUUUAGUCUUUUCAACCAUCAUCAGUCUUUCUUGAAUCUUGGUCAACAGCCGGGUCAAGAUCCGACCCAACUCGGUUUUAAAGUCAAUGGAUGCGCAGAAGAGUCUAGUAGCCGUGAAGAAAACAACAAUGAGAGGGGUGAAAAGGAUGUCACUUUCAGAAACAAUCAUCACAUUGGGUCUUACGGAGUCUAUGACAACAUGGAACAUCAUCAUGAACAGCAUUCGAGUUUUCAGGCAGAUUAUCACCAUCAACUACAUAGUCUUGUACCAUUUCCAUCACAAAUCUUGGUAUGUCCAAUGACGACAUUAUCAAACACAACAACAACAACAGCUACACAAUCUUUGUUUCCCUACUCGUCAUCAGCUGGUUCGUGGACUAUGGAGACAACAGAACCAAGGCGAAUGGUAAGCCAUUUUCAAAUGCCAUUAAUGGGUAGUUCUUCUUCUUCAGCAUCCCAAAACAUUUCGACUUUAUACUCAUUGUUACAUGGUAGUAGUAGUAGUAGGAACAAUGGUAGUAGUAACCGAAUGUCGUCGGUCCAACUCAACCAGACAAGUAGAGGAAGUGAUAGUCCUAUGUGAAAUUAGAUUAUGGAAAUAAUGAAAUGUUCGAUGUGUUCGCAAGAGAGGGGACACAAAACAAAAAUAAUAAGGUAGUUAAUUCUGCACUAUGAUUUCCUGAUAUAUUUAUAUACAAGUUAAACGUUAAAUCGUGGAUUCAUGAAUUAUUAUAUUAGCA
Molecule: messenger RNA, 1550 nt
Organism: Raphanus sativus (radish)
Lineage: Eukaryota; Viridiplantae; Streptophyta; Magnoliopsida; Brassicales; Brassicaceae
Product: transcription factor TCP13
Exons: 2
Coding region: 425-1393 (322 amino acids)
Cellular component (GO): nucleus
Molecular function (GO): DNA-binding transcription factor activity; sequence-specific DNA binding
Source: RefSeq, a predicted model, not a curated record